Molecule: messenger RNA, 1143 nt
Organism: Serinus canaria (Common canary)
Lineage: Eukaryota; Metazoa; Chordata; Aves; Passeriformes; Fringillidae
Product: protein BTG1-like
Exons: 2
Coding region: 43-513 (156 amino acids)
Biological process (GO): negative regulation of mitotic cell cycle; negative regulation of cell population proliferation
Cellular component (GO): cytoplasm; nucleus
Source: RefSeq, a predicted model, not a curated record
GGGGCCGGGCCGGGCGGCGCUGGCAGCGGGGCCGGGGCGGACAUGAGGACCGAGAUCUCCACGGCGGCCGCGUUCGUGACCCGCCUCCUGCGGGCCGCCGGCGGGGUCGGCGAGGAGCAGCUGCGGUGCUUCCGCGAGUGCCUGCAGGAGGCGAUGCGCGAGCACUACAAGCACCACUGGUUCCCCCUGGUGCCCUCCAAGGGCUCCGGCUACCGCUGCAUCAGGAUCAACCAUAAGAUGGACCCCUUGAUAGGAAAGGCGGCGGGGAUGAUCGGACUGAGCCACGAGAGGCUCUUCCAGCUCUUACCCAGCGAAUUAACGCUGUGGGUCGACCCCUUCGAAGUGUCCUAUCGCAUAGGUGAGGAUGGGUCUAUCUGUGUGCUGUACGAAAGCCCCCAGCCUGGGGGGAAGGCGGCCAAACAGCUGGAGAGCAGGACCAGCUGCAAGGAGGAGUGGAGGAUUGGCAGAUCCAGCCCUUCCAAGAGUUACAACAUGAUGACGGUUUCUAGUUAAAAACAACUCUUUCCUGUACGAUGUUGUAUGUAUCCCAACCUCGUGGUAAAGUUAGAUGUAACUGAGCUUUUUUUUGUUUUUUAUUUUUUUUUCACCCUAUAGUCAUUAAAGUCGUGGUAGUACUGCCAAGUUCUUUGUGGCCAAGGGCUAAAUGUAUAAAGCAGUUCCUUACCUGCAUGUUCCUUUCUGGGCUGUGUCCUGUAAAUGCACUGUACAGUUGGUGGAUUGUUUUACACAUUUAUAUUUUCGAACAAGUUCUGCGUAUUUGUAAUAAAAAGCAAUAUUGUAGCACUCUUUAUGAUGGGUUUUAGUCAAAAUUAGUACUUGCUAAAAAACAAUCUGCAAUUUGCAGAGCAAUAACACAAAGGGGGGGUGGGAAACAGAUCUAACAAACGGCACAUAAAUCUUUCCAGUGAUUUGUCUGCACAGACUUCUCUCAGGGUCAUUCAAAUUUGACUGUGAGGUACAAAUCACAGAAAUAACUCUUUAUUUUUCCCUUUUCAAAGCAUGCAUUUAUUUGAGGGCUGGGUUCCAUCACACCCCAAUAUUUUAGCAAAAGGAAGUGGAGAAUUAGUUGUCUUGUUAUUUCUAGUUAUGGGAGUAGAAAAAUAAAGACUUGCUUAAAAUGCU